Messenger RNA from Drepanopeziza brunnea f. sp. 'multigermtubi' MB_m1, 729 nucleotides. RefSeq lists its product as uncharacterized. Gene Ontology annotation, cellular component: endomembrane system; membrane. The record is from RefSeq and is a predicted model, not a curated record. Lineage: Eukaryota; Fungi; Ascomycota; Leotiomycetes; Helotiales; Drepanopezizaceae.
AUGUCUUCGAAAUCGACGCAGCAGAUGUUGCGCCACCCCCUGCAACGACUCUCCUCUCCCAGCCGAGGCAUAUCGGCUGUCUUCCAUCUCAUUGGCAUCAUCUCCUUCUCUCUGUCCUACAAAUACCUCUCGGACUUUCCAACCUACAUAAACGAUUCGUACGGAUGGCAUUGGCAAUACCUGACGAUCUUGGGCCUUACCGUGGCGCAUCUGACUUUCAUCGCGGGCUUCCUUGCGGAUGUUACCCUCUCUCCAACCCUCUUCCUUGUCAAGAACACCUUGUCACUCUGUUCAGCUCCUCUAGAGGUCCUGAUCAGUAUUCUGUACUGGGGAAUCAGUGCCAUCGACAAGAGUCUACUGGUCCCACCGGAUCUCCAAAUUGACUUCAAUGCAGACAUAUCAUUCCAUGCGAUGCCCGCUAUUCUGUUGGCCAUCGAUCUGCUCUUCCUAUCUCCUCCGUGGAUUAUCAAGACCUCGAGAGCAAUGGCUUUAAGCUCUGGGAUUGCGGUUGCGUACUGGGCUUGGGUUGAGCAAUGCUACAAGCACAACGGAUUUUACCCAUAUCCCCUCUUUGCCGUGCUCGGCACUGGUUCUAGAAUCGUCCUCUUCACAGGAGCAGCUCUUCUCAUGACCGGUAGCACUAUCAUGCUGCAAAAGCUCUGCACGCUGGUGAAUGGGCGGCAACCGGCGGACAGAUCACAAGCGCCAAGCAGUAUCAAGGAAGAAUGA